This is a messenger RNA of Oryza sativa Japonica Group (Japanese rice), 4106 nucleotides long. NCBI's taxonomy places the organism in Eukaryota, Viridiplantae, Streptophyta, Magnoliopsida, Poales, Poaceae. The record is from RefSeq and is a predicted model, not a curated record.
GACAGUCAUCUUAGGAAUUCACGUGAAUUGGUACCUCAUUUGGCAUAUUAAUUACACUGUUCUUCGUAAUCUAGAAACUUGAAACGAUUGAGCUGCUGGGUUACAAGUUAAUAGAAUUGUUUACUAGGAGAUCCUAUACAUUGAUUGAAUUAGAUAGGUGAUUAGUCUAGAUCCUCCAAUUAUUUAGAAACAAAAACUCCCUCGUCCAUCUGUUCAAAAAACUGUAAUCACAAUAUGAACUCGUGCCGUGUAAAAUAAUUCACAAAGAAGCUUGCUUAGUUUUUGUCGGUAAACGGUCUUGAGCUCAUUGUAAGCCGAUAAUUAUGCAUGAUGUGAGUAAUUAUUGGCUCUUACAGGAAUAUUCAUGAGCUUUGGUUAUUGAAUGCUUGUCUAGAUAUGUAGCACCGUUUACAAAAUGGAUCAACUGGGGAGCAAGGGAAGAUUCAAUGCAUGUGAUGUUUCUUAUGUAGCGUCUGCUAGUCUGAAUUAGAAUCUAGGAACUGUUACUAGCUAUGUAUAUCAAAAGUUUAUCAUCUAUCUAUUACAUAUAUUUGUUGGUUAGUUUUGUACAGAAUAUUAGUUUAGGUUACAGGUGUCAAUAUCAAAUAAAAGGCAGCUUUGUUGAAAUGAAAUGGGCUAUCAGGUUAACUGAUUCAUAAGAACCUAUGGACGCUUAUUAAAUGAUUCUUUGACUCUACAUUUGUUGUGGAUGGAGGCUGUUUAGAAUAAAAAAGGGUACGGACAUAUAUACUUUAUGGUCACCAAUGCAAUCAAGUAUUUGAUCAACUUGUCUAACCUGAAACAAUUAAAUUAAGCUGAAGGUCCAUGAUCUAAGCAUAGGUAGAAACUACAGAGUAAAAAACGAAAUGGAUCAGAUUAAAGCCACCUUAGGUGACAGCUAUAUAACCACCACUCCUCUAUGUGAAACUACUGAUAAUAUAUUGAAGAUAUCGUCAUUUCUUUAAUAACAGCACUUGCUACCUCAAAGCUCAUGUUUUGGUAUUUGAAAGGGAUAGAAAGAAAGGAACUGAGGGGAGCUGAGUUUAGGGGACAGGGUGGGCCUUGUUUAGAAGUUGGAGAAAGACUUUAGAAAGAGAGGAGAUAAGUAGGGAAUUUGGGAGUGAAAGAUACAUAGAACCUUUCUUGGAUGGUGGAGGCGAGAUUAUGUUAGAGAAAAAAAGAUGCAGAAUUCUAGCUUUCUCUGGGGUUAGUAGGAUUUGGGGAGAUUUCUUUACAACCGGGUUGAAGCAAAAGUCUAACCAAAAAGGUUGCUGAUUUGAACUUGAGACGCAGGAGAUUCUGGGCUUGAUAUACAGCCCCCAAUUAGUUUAGCUGUGUGAAAACACGUACUGUAUUAAGAUAAAAGGCAAUCUCUGCGCACUAGUUACAAUUGUGACUUAUAAAGGCUUGCACACACACAUGAUCUGAUCCUCCUGGAUGCUGCAAAAGUUGCAAUGUGUAUAUAGUGAAUGCAUGGCAAUUCCUUCCUCCUUUUGAUUGUAAGUCAAACAUGAUUUCUUCUAACAAGGUAGUUCAACUUUACAAGUGCCAGUGACCUCUCAGGAGUUGUCUUUUCUCUACAAAUGACGCCUAUGGCAAGUACAAAGACAAGAAAACCCACCGCAUCAGCUGAGCUUUUAAGAGACAUAAUAUUGAUUCCAGGGAUGGGACUCAAAGGCGAUUCUUUGCCGAGGUCAUCCAUCAUCAUGAUAGGAAUUGAAAGCUAUAGCCCACACAACGGAACAAAACGGAGCAAAUACGUACGUACAUCAGUACAUGUACAUUUCCUACGUACGUACUACUGCUAUACUCUUCUGCAUCAUAUACAUUUCUACAUGGAGAAUUUUAAAAAGCAUAUAGUCCAACCCCAACACGCAUGAGCAUUGCAACUUUAGUUUGUACUCUACACGCGCAGAUCGAAUAAGUUGAACAAUCGGGUAUAAUUUAGCUUAGCUAAGUGGCACCCACUUAAUUAAUUAGCUCUCCUGCACAUGCAUGGUCCCUCACUGAUCUCUUAUCUCUUUCUACAUACAUCGAUCGAGCCAUAAUACAAGGCAAAUUAAGAUAUUUAAUACAUAGACACAGUUAUAUAUAAGUACAAAAGCGCCGUAACAACCAGGAACCCUUGAAUAAAAUUAUAUUGUAUUCCGUUGCCUCUCCUCUACACAACACCGCGACUCUAUCGGUAUAAACUAUUUGCAUUACGUACACAAAACAACAUAAUUGAGCAUCCGGCUGCAUGCAUCGGUCGAUCCAGCUUUGAUUAAGAAAUGAGCCCUAGUACGUAUUAGUUGGCCACAGACCUAAGCUACAUGCCUACAAAGAUAUACAUAUAGUACUCAUAUAUAUAUUUAUUUAUAUAUCUAAAUAUCCUAUCAUGCGUGUGCCUCUAGCCCCGGUAGUAAUUAACAAAUCAACGAGGAAGACGAGCACAUAAAAUAGUGCAACAUGGAGCCGAGACAAGCGCAAUCUAGACCUCGACCUGUCUCUUGUGACCUCUGUGUGUGUGUUGCUUCUCCUGUUCAUCACAAGUACUCCAACUCAUACUACUACUAAUCUCUCUCUCUUUCCUACUUUGCAUCGAUCGUCCCUCUCCCUCUAAAGUGCAAGAGGCCGGGAUAUAAUAUUGUGUACAUGCUGCAUGUAUUCAAAUCAUUCACCUGCCUAGCUAUGAGCUCCAUGAUAUAUCCAUUCUCGCCUGUGCAAAUCCUGCAGCUCCAGGUCUUAUAUAUACUGCCCCUUCUCACCUGACACAGCUCCAACCCAUGCACAUCCAUCCAACUUAAUUUGACAGCAACUCACUGCAGCUUAGCUCUCUUUCUCUCUUAGUUCUCUUCUUCUGUAGCAAGUACCACCAGUGCCAAGCUUCUACAGUGUGCUGCUCGCUAGCUACUCGUCUUUGCAGCCAUGAGCAUGACGAGCCCCAGGCUAAAGCUCUUCGGCUUCGACGUCUCCGAGGAGGAGACGGCGGAGCACGAGGAGCAGUACUCGGCUGAGCCGGAGAGCGCGCCGGUCUGCGGGGGCAACGGUGGCGGCGGAGGCGGCGGCUCGGACUCGUCCUCGUCGUCUACUACGACCACCACGACGGCCACGGCCGGCGGCGACGGGCGGAGGUACGAGUGCCAGUACUGCUGCCGCGAGUUCGCCAACUCGCAGGCGCUCGGCGGCCACCAGAACGCGCACAAGAAGGAGCGGCAGCAGCUCAAGCGGGCGCAGCUGCAGGCGGCGGCCGCGGCCGCCGGCCGUGUCGCGGGCGGCGCCGCCGCGCUCUACCCGCGCGCCAACCCGAUGGUCUCCGCCUUCGCUCCGACCCCCCACCUCCUCGGCGGCGGCGAGGCGGGGCCCACCAGCUGGGUCUACUUCUCCCCGCGCGCCGCCGCGGUGGCCGGCGGGGCGCAAGGCCAGCAGUUCCACGUGUCCCACGGCUGCGUCUUCCCCGCCCGCGGCGCCGGCCCUGCCGCCGUCGCCGCCGCCUCGCCGGCUGUGUUCUCGUACACUCCGGCGACGUCUGCCGCCGCCGUCGCCGCGGCCUCGGCACCCUACGUGACGACGGACGAGCACCACGGGCGGAGGAUCCACGCGAGCUCGGCGGCCAGCCUUGCGAGAUAUCCCGGUCCGGCGAUGGUGGUGGCGGAGCCGGUGGCCACCGUGCCGGAGGACACCUGCCUGGGGCUUGACCUCCAGCUCAGCCUUGCGCCCGCCGGCUUGUGACUUCACCGCCGCGCUUGCAUGAGUUCGCGCGCGUGGUCGACGACGACGACGACGAUCCGGCCACACUACUGCGCGAGAGCGAGCUAGCUACUGUUUACUAUGGUAAAAAAGAAUUAAUUACCUACUAGCUGCCUACGUCCGUAGUUGAUCCGUACUAAGAUCCCUCUCCCUGGCUAGGUAAUUAGCACUAGUAGUACUUAAGUAAAUUAAGUAUUUUUAGCUUCUGGGACUUGGAGAGCUGCAUGUAAGCUGCCUGUAACUCCUGUUCUUAUUGAUAUGCAUGAUUUCAGAGAGAUCAAUGACCAUGGACGCCAUGUAAAUUUUUGUCCCCACCCUAUAGCUUGUUCCUUGCAAUUUUCAGACGAAAUUACCACCGAUUCUUUGGUUGAUCUGUA